Messenger RNA from Melanotaenia boesemani (Boeseman's rainbowfish), 2155 nucleotides. RefSeq names its product sesquipedalian-1-like. Lineage: Eukaryota; Metazoa; Chordata; Actinopteri; Atheriniformes; Melanotaeniidae. The record is from RefSeq and is a predicted model, not a curated record. Gene Ontology annotation, cellular component: recycling endosome; trans-Golgi network; early endosome. Gene Ontology annotation, biological process: endosome organization; receptor recycling; retrograde transport, endosome to Golgi. The transcript has 4 exons. Bases 527 to 1345 code for a protein of 272 amino acids.
CCAUCUACCUGCACCUCAACACCACCAAGACCAAGGAUGGUGGAUUUUAGGAGGUCCGGGUCUCACCUGGAGCCAUCGAACCAUAAACAGCGGCUGUGUGGAGUUGGUUCAAACCUACAGUUUCAAACUGGGUGACAGACUGGAAUGAAUUCCCAACACAGAUGCUCUGUGUAGGAGAAAACAGAGCCGAUUGUAUUUUUUCAGGGAUGGCGUGACUUUAAACCUAUGCACGCGCUUCUGCCAGACUAGUAGAUUGCAUAAUAAUGAAAUGGGAGUGCCAAACCAAACAUAAAAAUGUGUUUAAACUGACAGAAAACGCGCAGCGCCACAGAAAACCACACGCUAGCAACGACUAGCUACAAUGAGAGUUUGUGACUAGCUGAAAGAUGAACAUGUACGGGCUUUGUGCCGUUGACGUGGGGCUGCCCUUACCUACCGGACCAGGAAGCAACUGACACACUCCCUUGGAGGACACUGCAACACACACUUCGGAAAGAUUCUGGUUUGAACCCCCUGCAAUGUUGAAAUGAAGAUUGAUGAAAAAGUUGUCUGCUAUUUUGAAUCGUGUAACUCACCUGUGGACAAAGAGGGUUACCUCUCCAAAAAGGGUGAGAUAAAGACUUCCUAUCAGAAGCGCUGGUUCGUGCUGAAGGGGAACCUCCUCUUCUACAAGGAUCGGCCAACAGACCGGGACCUGAUUGGGGUCAUUGUUCUGGAGGGCUGCACCGUCCAGCUGUGUGAGUCUGAAGAAAAAUUUGCUUUCUCUCUGGUUUGGAGCGACCCUGGGCUGCGGACGUACAAGUUUUCUGCGGAGGACCAGGUCAGUCAGGAAAGCUGGAUCAAAGCCCUGACGUCAGCCAGCCACUGCUACCUGGCCCUGCUGGUGAUGGACAUGGAGAGGAAGUAUACAGAUGCGUUAGGAGCCUUUCCUGGUGAACCACACGGAACUUUUACAGUGCCUAAUUUCACAGCAGAAGCAAACCAUUCAGCAGCAAUUCUGAACCCCCAUGCUUCCACGUUAUCUUCGAAUCUUGGGCAAGCUGCAGGAGCAAGACCCAGCCUGAGCUCCAGUCAGCGGCUUCAUGCUCAGACCAUUUCCUGGUCUGGAUCAGCUAGCAAAAGAUCACCCAAACUGUGGCCCAAGAGGAGCAUAAAUGCGGUGGCUGGUAGCACGCCUCUUCCGCCUAUGUUGGAAUGCUCAGGGUCCUGUUUAGGCCCACAAGAUGAUUUUAGAAAAUUGCAUGAGGAUUUUGGAAAGGAAGUAAAGGAACUGAUUACUGAUUGGUCAAAACGAGGACAUAUUGGUGAAAUUGUUCAGGAAGAAAACUUGAUAGAUUUUGGAUAAUAAUAAAAAGUUAGUAAUUUCCUAUCUUCAGUUUGAAAAAGAAGCUGCAUUAUUACAAAGGAACAAUGUUAAUAUAAGCUGGACCUUUUUUUUUAAAUAAAUAUAAUAUUUUUAUUGUUCAGCAGCAUUCUUUUUAAAACUUAUGUCUUAAUUAAUAAAUGAUUCGUUAUCUCCAGAGCAUCCAACCAUGUUUAUUAUCAGCUGAUUCUCACAAGGAAAUGUCUAAUGAUAUGUUACUAUUACUGUGCGGUUGAUGUUCAGACACUGUGGUAUGAAACUGCAACAAUGUCUUUUUUUCCUUAAACCAUGUUUUUAUAUAUAUCAUAUUUUUUUUUGUUUUACCAUAUCCAAUAACUGACAGCUACAUGCAAAAGUGUUAAGUUUUAAAUAGCUGGUUAGAUAGAAAUGAAAUUGGUUUUCUCAUGCUACAGCCAAUGACACUUUUUUUAUACUUUGAAAAUCUAGUUUUUUUUAACAGUUUCUUAUAAAUCAACAAUUUGAAAUGUAACUAUUUUGCAAAAGAAAUAGUCAUUUUCCACUGUGAAUAAACAUAUUUAUUACAUGUUUUACUGAGACUUCAUUGUCAGUUCAGUGAAAAAACACCAACUGAUGGUGUUGUUCCCAACUAGCACAGUUAGCCAUAAUGACUGCCUUGAAACUGGAUUUAUCAUUCACAGAAAAAGUCAACAGGAUUGCAAGACUUCACUAGACAUUUUAAGACAGCUGUAAUGUCCUUUAUAAAGUUUAAAGAAAUGUACUGAUGUUGUGUACAAAGCCCAAUAACUUAUUGAUUAAAUGCUAUUGUUAAUG